AUGUCGCGCCGCCGAGAGGUUGCUGUUUCGGCCGCGGCCCUUGCUGGGCUGGCGGCCUGCGCCUUGAUUUUCGUGCUGCGUCGACGUCGAGCACUCGCGCCUCCAUCCGCACCGCGGGCACCCGCCGCCGCCCAGCCGCCGCCGCCCGCGGCCGCCGCCCAGCCGCAGCCAGCUGCGGCCGCUCCGCCGCCGCCCUUUGAGGCUGGCACGCGGCUCGUGCUGACGGGACUCAAGAGCCGGCCAGAGCUCAACGGGCAGCGGGUGACGGUGCUCGGGUACGACGCGGCCAAGGGACGGCUGAAUGUCGCGCUCAGCCAGGGACGAAGCACGAUCCAGGUCAAGCCAGCGAACCUGCUGCCGGCGGCGGCGCCGUCCGUGGGCGAGAUGACGGCCAAGGAGCUGAGCGAGCUCGGCCUCGCCGACGCGGCGGCGCUCACCGCGAGACACGCGGAGCGGGUGGCACGGGACGGCAAGACCAUUCGUCUUUGGCCUCCUCCGCGGGGAAAGCUCGAGCGAUCGCGGGCCCUCAACCAAGCGGCCCCCGGCUCGGAGCUCGUGCUCAAGCCGGUGCGCGGGCGCGAGAUCUUCGCGGCCGCCACCCUCGACGGCCUCGGCAUGGUCACGCUCGACCCGACGCUCGGCGAGCGCGCGGACGACUCGCGCUUCACCGCGCUGCCCGCCCCGUACUUUGCGCCGCUCUGCCACAUGUCGCAAGCGCUGCACGUCGAGAGCCUGCUCGGCGCCGUCGAGCGGCUCGCGCGCGCGGGCGAGGCGCACGCGGCGGAGGAGGCCGAGGCGGCGCGCGCCUUUGGGGCGCACACCUACUUCUGCUUCAACGCGUCGGCGAGCGAAGACAGCAUCCUCCCCGUCACCGCCAUCGGCCGCGGCGAGAAGGGCGGCGGGGCGCGGGGCGGGGCGGCGUGGAUUCUGCUCUACACGUGCGAGAUGCUGCUCGAGCACGCGCGGCCGGGGAUGGAGCAGCGGGGCAUCUUCCCCGAGGGGCAGCAGCUCGCCGCCACCGCCGUGCCGCUCGCGUCGGUGCUCACGACCCUGCAGGGCUCGGCGGCGAACGCGGGCGUGCACAUCAAUGAGUUUGUGCCCGGGCUCGCGCCGAGCGCGAAGGCGACGCAUCUGGAGAGCGAGUUCCUCUCUCGCUUCCUCGCACUGGCUGGCGCGUGA
Emiliania huxleyi CCMP1516 is the source of this 1179-nucleotide messenger RNA. RefSeq lists its product as hypothetical. The coding region runs from base 1 to 1179 and encodes 392 amino acids. NCBI's taxonomy places the organism in Eukaryota, Haptophyta, Isochrysidales, Noelaerhabdaceae. The record is from RefSeq and is a predicted model, not a curated record. The transcript has 2 exons.